AUGACUAAUGGUUUAUUUUGUGAGCGCGAGUACUGCGUGCGGGCAGAGGACAUAGGUGUGACGUCACACUCGCUGCUGCGACACCUGGCUGACCUGCUGCAGGUGUUCAACUCGAAGAGUGCUCAGCUGGUGCUGGGAGCUGAGGCCGUCUCCGACAAGACCGGCCUCAAGAAGAUCACCAGCACCAAUCUGGCACUCGUGAUGCGCGCGCUGCAGCUGCUGCUCUGGCUCGUGCCCCACAUACAAAUGCAUUUCCAAAGGUUAUUACCGGAAAGUACAAAGAUGAGUGCGCUGGAUCAGGUGACGUCACAGAUGAGGUCGCACGUGAGAGACGUGCAGACAAAGCUGCAUGCCAUUCUCGAGCCCAUCAUCACAACCGAAUUGAGGCUGUGGGAGGCCAAGCCUCCUGUUCCAUCCAAACCAUUUCAAGUCAUUUGCAGGCAGCUAAGAAAACUCUAUGAGGCAGUUUCAAAUGUUCUAGCUGAAGAGCAAGUUGCCGAAUUGUACAAAAAUAUAAAUAAAACAUUCAAGGAUGUGCUAAGAGAGCAACUAAUUAGAAUGAAUAUUGUAAAUAAUGGAGGACCCCAACACGGACUAGUCACUUCUGAGCUAAUAUUCUAUCUAGAAGACUUGAAAAGAAUAAAAGCAUUACCGGAAAAUGAACUAAGCCUUAAUUCCAUGGAUGAUAUUUGGACAAAGCAGCUGGCUAUAAGAUAGUGACUCUUAAGCAACGAUGAGUUUUACUGUUAACUUGGAGUUUACUGGAGAGAGUUACAGUAAGAACAGUAUGGAUAUGGUGAUUCAUGAGUGAACGACGAUUGCCAUCAAUGAACCAAUUUGCGGGAGAAUGAAAAUGGUAUUGAGAAAUUGUCGGUUAUCGUAUUUUCAACUAGGAGGAUGAAGUUUUCUAUAAGUGAUCAUUCUCAAUUAGUAGAAAUAUGUGUGUGAUUCAACAUCAUCUCCGUUGAAUGUUAUGCAGUGUUUUAGAUUAAGUGAAAUCAGACUACCGCUGUUCUUCAAAGAAAUAUUACUGAAUAGAGAUAUUUUCAUUAUAUUUGGUACGUAUAUUUCAGGCGGUAUUAUUGAAGUAUAUUGGAGGAGUGACCAUCACCCACUACACAGGAUCGCUCAUUCUAAUUUUGAAUCUGUUUUGAAGUAGUUUAUAUCAAUUCAAACUAUGAGUUGAAAUCAUAUUUAAGAAUUGCUUGGUGAGUUAGUGAAUUGAAACAGCUAGACCAAAUUCGAUAUCAAGUCUAUAAAUUUGGAAGGUUUUUAUCAAAAUUUGCUAUUGAAUAUCAAUUUCUUUAAACGCCAAUUCAAAAUACUGGAUGAAUAAUUGAAUUUUGUUAGAUUAGUAUUUUGGCGUAAUGAAUCCAUUGAAUUCGAAGUAAAGAACUGGUUCUCCAUUGAACUUGUUGAAUAUGAAGUAAAGAACUUUCUAGUUCUUUUAAGAACCCACCUGAACUAUAGAUUCGUCAUGAUUCUAUAACGUGGCUUGAUUAGCAAGUUUUAACUCAGUAAAGGUUCUACUCCAGCAAGAGGAGCAAAACGUAUUUAAUCAUUUUCUGAAAAUAUUCUCCACAUCAAUUGAGUUCUGCAAGAGUAUUUUCAAUAUGUGGUUCAUGUAAUAAACUGAAAGAGACGGAGAAUAGGAGAACGAAUUAAAAUUCAUAAGCGUAAUCAAAAAGCUUCCUAUAACUUAAUUGGAUUGUGAUGAAUGAGAGGGAAUAGGUUCUUAAAAGACUUUUCAAUGGUGAUUGCAUAGAGUAUUCAAUUAUAGCUGUAUGUCGGAAAUUGCUUAAGGCUGUGAUUUGUUAUAUAUUUUUAUCUAUGUCGCUGUAUUUGUUGUCAUUUAAUUACCUACGAUAAUAACUAUGAAUUAUUGUCUAGUCGGAUUAUUUAUUUGGAAAUCUUGAGUGUAGCUUCUUGAAUAUUUCUUUUCACACUCCAAAAAUCGAAUUCAAAUUUCACAAAAAUGUGUAUUAUUUUUACGAAUUACAAUGAUCUAUUGUAUUCA
This is a messenger RNA of Nilaparvata lugens (brown planthopper), 2017 nucleotides long. RefSeq names its product vacuolar protein sorting-associated protein 54. Gene Ontology annotation, molecular function: syntaxin binding. Gene Ontology annotation, biological process: retrograde transport, endosome to Golgi; Golgi to vacuole transport. The transcript is spliced from 5 exons. The coding region runs from base 1 to 717 and encodes 238 amino acids. Gene Ontology annotation, cellular component: GARP complex. The record is from RefSeq and is a predicted model, not a curated record. Lineage: Eukaryota; Metazoa; Arthropoda; Insecta; Hemiptera; Delphacidae.